Messenger RNA from Boleophthalmus pectinirostris (great blue-spotted mudskipper), 4705 nucleotides. RefSeq names its product zinc finger protein 319-like. The coding region runs from base 358 to 2070 and encodes 570 amino acids. NCBI's taxonomy places the organism in Eukaryota, Metazoa, Chordata, Actinopteri, Gobiiformes, Gobiidae. The record is from RefSeq and is a predicted model, not a curated record. The transcript has 2 exons.
UGUCCUGUUCACGGACUCUUUGUGCGGUGGUUUUAUUUCCCUCUGAGCGGGACUGUCUUUGCCUUUAGUCCGUUUUCCCUGAGGUUUUCUGCCCCCUGUGCCCCGUGCCCGGUCCGUCCCCUCCCCCUGCAGCGGCGCUCGGCUGCGGUUUCCGGUGUCCGUGCUCCGGAGGAUGGCGUCCGGCUCCAGCCGCAUCCCCUGCACCAGCCCCGGCCCCAGACCCGCGCACCCGGAGAGCCCCCGAGAGCAGGCUGCACACGGCGCGCACAAGCUCCCAUAAACCCGCGAUCCUUUUGUGAGUUCCUGCCUCUGCCUCUCUGCUGAUUUCUCUCUGUGUGAAUCCUUCAAAAGGUCAAAAUGACGGAGGCGUGGCAGCAGUCUGCCCCGGCCGUGGUGCACACUCUUCCCCAGGGGGCGGAGAACGCUCUGGGCUGCACCGUGUACGGAGUGGUCCUCCAGCCCGACGCCUCCACCCUCCAGCAGGUCCAAGCGCAGCAGACGCAGAUGCAGGUGACCAAAUGCAACGCCUGCGGUCAGGACAUCUCCCACCUCGCCAACCCUCACGAGCAUCAGUGUAUGGUCACCCAGGAUCGCUCCUUCCAGUGUACGCAGUGUAUGAAGAUAUUCAGCCAAGCCACGGACCUCUUGGAGCAUCAGUGCGUCCAGGUGGAGCAGAAACCGUUCGUAUGCGGCGUUUGCAAAAUGGGCUUCUCUCUGUUGACGUCGCUGGCGCAGCAUCACAACUCGCACGGCAAUGGAAACAAUCCGAUGAAGUGUUCCAUCUGUGAGAAAACCUACCGCCCUGGAUCCGGCAACGUCACGCCCACUUCCUCCGCAGCCAACCCGCAGCAACCGUCGAGCGGCGAAGCGUCCGGCGGAGUAGCUUCCAUCGACGAAUCCUCUCCCCCCGCGUUCGAAGCUAACUCGCCAGACCGACCGUACAAGUGUUCCGUGUGCCACAAAGGUUUCCGGCAUCUUUCCGAGCUAACGCGCCACGAGAGAGUUCACACCGGCGAGAAACCGUACAAAUGCGACCAGUGCGACAAAAGCUUCAGCCAGUCGUCGCAUUUGGCGCACCACCAGAGAACGCACAGCUCAGAACGGCCGUACAAAUGCGCCGUCUGCGAAAAGAGCUUCAAACACCGCUCCCACCUCGUACGCCACAUGUACGCGCAUUCCGGCGAGCAUUUGUUUAAGUGCAACCUGUGUGAGAUGCAUUUCAAAGAGUCCUCAGAGCUCCUGCACCACCAGUGUCAGCCAGAGGGGGAGCGUCCUUUCAGCUGCGGGUCGUGCGGGAAAAGCUUCAAACGCCCUUCGGAUUUGAGACAGCAUGAGCGCACGCAUUCGGAAGAGCGGCCGUUUCAGUGCGAGGAAUGCCAGAUGAGUUUCAAACAGCAGUACGCGCUCGUCCGCCAUCGCCGCACGCACAAAAACCCGGCGGAUCGACCGUUUAAAUGCAACCUCUGCGACAAAGGAUUCCUCCAGCCCUCGCAUCUCCUCUACCACCAACAAGUGCACGGGAUGGAGAGCCUGUUCAAGUGCGCGUCUUGCCAGAAGUCCUUCAGCCAGUCGGGGGAGCUGCUGAGGCACAAAUGCGGCGGCGAAGUGGAAAAACCGUACAAAUGCGACGUUUGCGGGAAAGGCUACAAGAAGAACUCCACUCUGCAGCGCCACCAGAACUCGCACUGCACCGAGAAACCUCUAAAGUGCUCCCUUUGCGACAAGCGCUUCGUCUCCUCCUCGGAGUUCGUCCAGCACCGGUGCGACCCGACCCGCGAAAAACCCCUCAAAUGCCCCGACUGCGAGAAGCGUUUCCGGUAUUCCUCCGAGCUCCAGCGCCACCGCCGGGUCCACACCGGAGAGAAGCCGUUCAAAUGCGCGAGCUGCGAUAAAAGUUUCAAACAACGCGAGCAUUUGGCGAAACACCAAAGCGUGCACUCUAGGGAGACCCAGUUUAAGUGCGUGUGGUGCGGGGAGAGGUUUAUGGAUCUGGCCGCUCUUCAGGAACACACGGUCCAGCACACCGGAGAGGCAGAGAACUUCCCCGGUGAAGAACAGUGCAUCUCGUAAAGAUAAAAACUACGAGAAAAAUAUGGAAAACUAGCAUCUACGUUCAAUAUUAGGGUUUAAGCAAGGACUUUAACUGUAAUAGAGAAACAUAUUGUGCUCUUAUUGUCCUGUGGGUUACGGUGAACAGAAAUGGGCUAGAUUAAUUAAUACAACAAGGAUUAAACCUGAAACAUGAAUUUAAAUUUAUGGAAUUGGCAAACGACAAAGUCUUCCGUUUUAUUCUGCAUAAAAACCCGUAGUUUAGAUCUGUACAAACAUCUUACGAAAUGUGUUUCUUGUAUUAGUUUGUCAUUUCUUUUUGUCAGUUCUGGACGUGUUUUAGAACGUGAACUUUGAACCGAAUCCUAAUAUCAAAACGAUAAACCGCACUUAGAUAUCCCCUGAUUUGUUCAGGCCUAUAAAGGAUUUUCGAAAAUGAGUUGAACGAAAACUAUUACUGUAUUUUUCGGACUAUAAGUUACUCCGGAGUAUAAAUCACACCAGCCAAAAAAUGUGUAAUGAAGAAGAAAAAACAUAUACAAGUCGCACUUUUUGGGGGAAAUUUGUUUUAUAAAAUCAGUGUGUAAAGUCAAGUUCUAGUAAAAACAAUACAAGAGAGAACAACAGACUGUUAACGUCACAUAUUUCACAGUUCUUCAGAUAAAUAUAGCAUAAACAACAGAACAGAACAAGUUUACCAAACUCUCCAUCUCACUCCAAAUCAGUAAAUUCAUUCAAUUCUUCAUCAACUCGACCUCCGGAGGUAAACGGAUUCCAGUCGAUUCCUCUUCUGCGUAGAAUUAUUCGGGCCUUUCUGAAUCCCGACAGGAGGGUUUCGGUGUCACUGAAGUCCAGGCUUUGUCCAUCCAUCCAGUGACUUCCAGGAAAGUUCCUCCCGGUGUCACAAGUUUCUCUCUCACUCCAAACUUUCUUUCUGCUGCUCGAUUAUCAUUUUCAGCUGCAGAUUUCACGACUUGCAGUUUGUAAAUCUACAGAAUCUGAUUUUCUUUUUGGGCGCAUUUGUGUUCAGUCUUCUCAGUCGUCUUUUGUCAGUUGUCGUUUGUUUAAAUUUUAAGUAAUGGUGCGAGCGACUGUCAUGACACAGACAGGACAGAGGCUCUUUCUACAGGAGACAUGCGCAGUAGAGCCAAGUGACAGUGGUGCAGGAGGAACAGGAGCAGCAGAUACUCACACACAAGACUAGAACCUCUCCACACUUCACUCAAACAUUUUAAUAUAGAAGUCACAUUGGAGUAUAAGUCGCAGGAAACACCCAAACCAUGAAAAAAAGUUCCACUUAUAGUCCGAAAAAUAAAUUACCACCAUUCGUUCAACCCUGUUAAAGAUUUUCGAAAAUAAGUUGAACAAAAACUAUUUAUACAGUUCUUAUCCGCUCUUUGUACUGGACCCUGUGCCAAGACAAGUAAAAAUAUCAAACUCAAAAACAUUAAAUCAAGAUAAAACUAAUCUUAAAUGUGAAGGCUAAAACGUGAACAAAAACAAUCAUGAUUUUCUGCUUAACACUGUCACAUCAAACGUUAAAUAACACAAACAUUUUAAAAUUAAGGUAUUGCAAAAUUACACGUUUAAACUGUUGCUACUUGGUGAAAUACGAUGUUUUUGAAAAUGUGCUUUUCAAAAUACAAGUUCAGUUCGGAUUACUAAACUUGAGUAACAAAACUACUUUUUUUGGUAAAUGUAAACAAUGAUAAAACUUUGCAUAACGUAUUUGAAUGGACGUUUUUUAAGUGUGUUGUAAUGUUAGUUCUACGAUAACGUGGCCAGUACGAAUCCUGUCAAACGGCUAAAGCAGCUGUCAAAUUUUGGAGAACAAAAUGAAGGUUUUCCAAGAAUUUGUCAUUUUUAGACACAGUGAGUAUUUUUGUGUACAUUAUUACAUUUUUUUUCAUAUUACGGACAAACAAAAGCUGAAUUUUGACUGUCUUUGUUAAGAUAUUGUGAAUUUCCUAACAAAACCGGAGACACGUGCGCGUAUUUCCGGUGCGUCUAAAACAUUUCACGUAAAUCUCGAGUAACUUAACACAACAAAAACCUAUUUCUGUUCACCGUAGCCGCCCAAAACUUGCUUAAGCUGAAUUCUCGCCAGCCUCUCGCGCCCUCCUCCUCCCAUUAUAACGGUUAAUUAUUUGUGUUGUCCACCAUUUUCAGAAUUUUGAAAAGACUCAAAGCGAAACAUUGAACUUUUGAAAGUGGGACCCCCCUUUCUUUCCCCACCAUCCCUCUUUAAAGAUGUACCCUACCAUUUCAUUUUUGUGGAAAUUUUGCAUGUGAGUAAAUCUAUUUUGUCCCCACGAAACGGCCAGAACUUUCCGGAAAAACUGAAACACGGAAUUUGAUGUGCCUUUUUUUCAAUGUUGUGUUUCGUUGUUUUUAAGUUUGUAUCUUUAUUAUUAUUAUUAUUAAUAUUAUUAUUAUAUAUUCAACCCUCCCUUUUUGCGAAGCGUUUAAAAAUGGCUGGCUUUUUCCAAAUAGUAUUCCUAGUUAGCGUCAUAUGUUUGUGCAUGAAUAUUUAUCACUCUUUAAUCACUGUUGUAAUAUAGUUUUGUUAUUUUAGAAAACAUCCUACGAAAAGUUAAAAUACGUGUGGAUUCGUGAACCUUGUAUAGCCUGUGUCCUAUUAAAAAACGUGUUGUUG